AUGGGAGGCCUCGAACACUACCGCAUGGCGAUGGACCCGGCCAUCCAGAAGCUUGGGGCCAUGCAAUCGAACCGCUUCAGAUACUUCCGUUGGACCCCACGCACGGCCUGGAUCACCUUCGCCUACGUCGUCGCUGUGCCUUCGAUUGUCGGAGUCAUUGCCUACAGGACAGAUGGACUCUGGGAUUUGCGGGCGAAGAGAAAGGGAGACUCUACGCGGGAAUGGUAG
Microdochium trichocladiopsis is the source of this 228-nucleotide messenger RNA. Its product is annotated as NADH:ubiquinone oxidoreductase 6.6kD subunit. NCBI's taxonomy places the organism in Eukaryota, Fungi, Ascomycota, Sordariomycetes, Xylariales, Microdochiaceae. Bases 1 to 228 code for a protein of 75 amino acids. The transcript has 4 exons. The record is from RefSeq and is a predicted model, not a curated record.